AAAUUAUAUUCAACCGAACUAUUAUUUUCUCAACUCAUCUACGUGACCAAAGUAAACAGCUGUAACCAAAUCGUCUUGUCAAUAUUGUCGUCUGUUUCGUUAAUGACACGUAGGCGGGGCUCGCGCGUGUGACGUCAUCGGGAACUGAAGCAGACGACAUUUAGCAAAAACAUAUCUGCGAAGUCUUUGAAGCCAUGGGGUCUGUUUGUAUCGGCAAAGUGAAAUUUCCGUGUGUGCUUUUGGUUUUGCAAGUGGUGUUUAUAGCGCUGUUUGCCAUAACCGUGGAUUACGAUGGCUCGGCUCAUGCAACACGUGGACGCAGCCCUGUGUCGAGAGCAAAACAUGGAAACAGUUCUCAACCUGCCAGCGAACCCGUGUCUGAAGGAUCACCACAUGAACAGCCAUUGCCGGACUUCUACCCAAUGUUCCAGGAUGUGCACGUCAUGAUCUUCAUCGGUUUCGGCUUCCUGAUGACGUUCCUGAAGCGGUACGGCUACGGCGCCGUGGGCAUCAACUUCCUCCUCGCCGCCAUCGUCAUCCAGUGGGCGACUCUCUGUGGGGGGUACUUCCACAGCCACGGCGGCAAGAUCGAGGUCUCCAUCGAGUCCAUGUUGACUGCCGACUUCGCAGCCGCCGCCGUCCUCAUCUCCUUCGGUGCCGUGUUGGGGAAGGCGAGUCCGCUGCAGCUGGUGCUGAUAGCCAUCAUAGAGAUCGUCUUCUUCUCGGCCAACGAGUGGGUUGGCGUCACGAUGUUUCGGGUGGUCGAUGUGGGCGGGUCCAUGUUUGUCCACGCCUUCGGAGCUUACUUCGGCCUGACCAUUGCCAGAGUCUUGUACUCUGAAGACAUCGAGAGGUCAACAAAAGAGGGAUCGGUGUACCAUUCCGACCUCUUCUCCAUGAUUGGUACCGUCUUCUUGUGGUUGUUCUGGCCGAGUUUCAACAGCGCUCUCGCCCCGGGCGACGACCAGCACCGCGCCGUCCUCAACACGUACUUCGCCCUCGCCUCCUGCUGCGUCGUCACAUUCGCCAUCUCCGUACUGGUGGACGAGAAGGGCAAGCUGGACAUGGUACACAUACAGAACGCCACGCUGGCAGGAGGUGUGGCAGUGGGAACAAGUGCGGACAUGAUGAUCGGACCAUACGGAGCACUCAUCAUCGGGUCCGUCGCCGGGAUGCUGUCCACAGUCGGAUACAAGUACAUCACGCCGUUCCUGUCGUCAAAGCUGAAACUUCAUGACACGUGUGGAGUGAACAACCUGCACGGCAUGCCCGCCAUCAUGGCCGGAAUUGCCGGCGCCAUCGCUGCCCUCGUCGCCGACUUCGAUAAAUAUGGAUACAGUCUGUACGAACAGUUCCCCGCCCGAGUGCCACUCGCUAACACAACAGAGUACGCUGAGAUCAAAAGGAUCGUGCAUGUCACCCCCGGGCUGGGCAGGUCGGCUGGGGAGCAGGCAGGGUAUCAGGUGCUUGCCCUGACUGUCACCAUCGUCGUCGCCAUUGUUGGUGGUCUGAUCACAGGACUCAUUGUCCGCUGCGUGCCGGGCCUGGGCCAGCUGAAGGCCCACCAUCUGUUUGAGGACGAGUCCGUGUGGAAUACCCCGGAUGAGGAAGACCCCUCGCCCAGACAGGAAAUGACGACAUUCGGCAAGAAGAACAUUAUUAACGAGAGUGGUGCCCCCUUGAUGGCCGGGGACAGGACGAAUGGAACGAACGCAUAAUGCUCAUAUCUUUCCCAAUUUUAGGGAGUGAUAAAGGUUUAAGUCUUCGAUUUAUUGUUUAGCAACCGAUGGACAUGGUGCAUUCUGUAAGGGGAGAAUAAUAAAAGGGAGUGAACACUCAUAUCUGGACAUGCUGAACAAACGCUUGUCAGGACGUAGAUGUUUGCUCACAGGAUAGAAUUAACAUGCUGAAUCAGUGUUCCAUGUCGGAAUAUACCCGCAUCCCCAAGACGUAAUUGUGAAAAUGUUGAUUAUGCACAAAGAGAUUACCAGAAGGAUUAACACGGAAGUCAUAUAGCAGAGCUCAAUAGAAGUUUGGCACCAACAUCAGUUCAUCUUUAAGGGAUUUUUUUUUUUUAUCUGAGGCGAUGUUUACUGUAUGUUAUUUCGUUUUACCCUCGACAAUGGUUUUAUUUUCAAAGGUAUUGAAACACAAUUCAUAUGAUUAUGAGAAAAUGUUACCUAUGCCUAAACGCCGUAUUUGAAACCCUUAAAAAUAGAUUUUGUCAGCAACUUUCUGACUUGUUAACCUCGAAGUGCAAACAGGGGAAUUAAGACAUGUCUGACAUCGAAUAUCCCUAAUUUAUAAAAUUGUUGUGAAUCAUCAAAGCUGUGAUGGGUAACUUGAAUGAGUGUUCGUAUGUUCCAAGAAAACGGGUGCUCCAAUAGUCUAAGGUAGUUCGCUGUGCUGUGUUGUCCUCUAAGCUGGGUACCCAUGUGUUUCUGUUACCAGAUGCACCCUCGUGAUGUUUCUAGGUUUGUCAGCACCGAGCCUGUGCUUGUGGGUUUCACCAAAUGGGUAAUCACUUCAGGGUUUCCUCCAAAAUCAAGCUGACACGCCAUGAUAUAACUGAAUUAAUGUUGAAGGCCGCGACAAACGGUGCCGACAGAUCCGAAGGUUGGUAAGAUAUUAGUUCUGUAAGGCCAACAUCAAAUUGACACUCUGAAACUGGUGUACUGUUCAAAGCGACUUAACCCAGCCGACUCUCUUUUGCGAUAGGACGCCUGUAGCAGUGUACAUUCAUUGACUGGUUACAUCUGUGACAGGGGGUGCCUGACAUUCCCAAAGGUUUGGUUCGAUGUAAGCUUGACCUCAGUCCCGCUGAGUUUGGUCUUUACUUCCAUUUCGUAUCGUUUUCUCUUCGCCUGCUGCCAAAAUGCAGGUGCAUUCCGCCAUCUUCGCCCAUCUCGCCAUAUUGCUCCAUGUAAACACGCUAAAACACUCAUUCAUCCAUAAAAUCACUUCAGCGUUCAAAUUGUCAUGUAGGGUUAGCAUCCGGGCACUACCUGAAAAGCUAUUAUCUUUCAUCUGGGCGCAAUGUUUAUUUUUUUUUAUCAAAACUGACAAACACGAUCCAACAUUGUUAUUGGGUUUUAAUUCGCAUAUACAAAAAAACAUAUUAUCCUGAUGACUAUUCGAUGUAGGUGACAGAUGAUGUAUGUAUACUGAUCAACAUAAAUAAUUGGACAAAUGUUUAUGAAAGGAGAAUUAUUAUUGUUAUUAUCAUUUAUAUUUGUAUGAGCAAAACAAAUAGUGAAAUGUCAGUAUUUGGUGUGACACGACAUUGUCAAACAAUCGCCGGUCAUUAUCAGGGUACCCGAGGGGCGUCAUGUCCAAUAGUUUAGUUCCCUUGUUAUUUCGAUCAGUACAGUAAACUACGGUUAUAACGAACUCAAAGGGACCACUCAUUUUAGUUCGUUAUAACCGUAGUUCGUUAUAAGCAUGUAUAUACAGCAUAUAUACAACAAAUGGCCGGGACUAAAAAAUAAGUUCGUUAUGUCGGUCAGAUCGUUAUUAGCGUGUUCGUUAUAACCGUAGUUUACUGUAUAUACAGUGGGACCCGUUAGUUCGAGAUCCCACCUUCCUAACCCGGUGGUAUCAAGUUGUAUUGAUGCAUUAACAGGAAAUAAACCCCCAUGAACCGUUAACUUCGCAUGUAUCAAACUUGUAAUGAGAGCAUCCCUACAUUAUCGAGACAGUAACCAAAUGAGAUUUGGGAGUACCGUUAUCGUUAUCGUCUUUAAGCCAAACACUCUCAUAUGUUGAUACGAUGCAGAGGUACGAUGAAAUAUAAUUAUGGCUUCACCUUGAAACCUCAAAAAUACUAAAACUCAUCACAAACUGAGGUGCAUUUAGCAAGCAAACUUCGAGUCGAGAGAACGGCUUCUACCAGUACCCAAUCCCCUUGGUACAUGGUAGGAGAAGGUACUUGUUAGCUUAUUAUAUAAAGCGGAAUUAUGGGGGAUUACCUUAAUUUACUGACACAUUAUUAACAUUUUACACUUCUCAUAUCAUUAGUAAUGGUUUAAUGACGGCUUUGUACAACGCAUUCUUGUGAAUCAUGAAGUGAUUAAGGAACCAGUAGGGCUCUUAUCAACCCUAUUUGUUUAUGGUGCGUGGAUACUACUGUUGGGAAGCCAUCGCGGACGGUGGGGUAGCUUAGUGGUUAAAACGUUCGCUCGUCACACUAAAGGCCGCUUUUGAUUGGCGAUAUUUCUGAAAUACUGCUGAAAGCGACGUAGAAACGUACUCGCUCACUUCCUUCGACUGGUUCCCUCACAUGGUUACACAGUGUGAAGCCCAUUUCUGGUGACCCCCUCCGUGAUAUUGCUGGAAUGUCGCUAGCAGCGACGUGGAAACGUACUCACUUACUUACUCCCAUCAAAUUGUUUCCCCACGUGGGUAUAAUGUGUGAAGCCCAUUUCCGAUUUUGCUGGAAUACUGCUGACAGCGGCGUAAAACCGCACUCACUCACUCACUCACUCACAUGACACGUUAAUUGUGAAGAGUAUCAAUCCAGACGAAUUUUGCAUAAUCGCACCCUCCGGAUUAAUAGAGAAUGUUGAGGAUGUUGUUAAACGCCGUAGCAAGAUUCCACUUAUAUCAAGUCAACAUGUUAAUAAUGGAAAAUGGGUCCGACAAACUAGUGACUUAUAAUAUAAUCGACGUUCCACGACUUUGUCUCCCCGUAUAAAUAUAACCGCCCCUAACCCAACCCCUCCACUGUGUCUGGUUAAGCGGGCUUGAACUGUAUUGAUCUCAUCAGGGCUUUCACGUUGAUGGUCCACUAUCCACAUGAAAUUAUCCUUGGAACAUAGGCAUCUUUAUAGGAAAUGUCCAGGAGUGAUGAUAGAUAAGUACUUUCUCUGAACGCUGAGUGUCCUAUGCUUACAUAUUGUCGACACUAACAUGUGCGUUAUUCCAGAAAUAAUAAGAAAUAUGUCUUAAUUAUUUUCUUAUAGUGUUUGCUCCCAUACAGUAAAAGCUAACAUUGUAUUUUAUGACAGUAUGUAACCAGGUUCGGUCUGUUUUGUACUGCAUUUACUUGUGUAAAUAACACCAAGUCUUUUUUACGCUCAACUUGUUAUGAAAUAAAAUUAAUUUGACAUUGA
Haliotis rufescens (red abalone) is the source of this 5111-nucleotide messenger RNA. RefSeq names its product ammonium transporter Rh type A-like. NCBI's taxonomy places the organism in Eukaryota, Metazoa, Mollusca, Gastropoda, Lepetellida, Haliotidae. The record is from RefSeq and is a predicted model, not a curated record. Gene Ontology annotation, molecular function: ammonium channel activity. The transcript is spliced from 9 exons. Gene Ontology annotation, biological process: ammonium homeostasis; ammonium transmembrane transport. Gene Ontology annotation, cellular component: plasma membrane. Bases 195 to 1718 code for a protein of 507 amino acids.